Messenger RNA from Salvia splendens (bonfire salvia), 2027 nucleotides. RefSeq names its product UDP-glucose 6-dehydrogenase 1. Gene Ontology annotation, biological process: glycosaminoglycan biosynthetic process. The transcript is spliced from 2 exons. The coding region runs from base 327 to 1769 and encodes 480 amino acids. Gene Ontology annotation, cellular component: nucleus. The record is from RefSeq and is a predicted model, not a curated record. NCBI's taxonomy places the organism in Eukaryota, Viridiplantae, Streptophyta, Magnoliopsida, Lamiales, Lamiaceae. Gene Ontology annotation, molecular function: UDP-glucose 6-dehydrogenase activity; NAD binding.
UUGCAGAUCUCUCCUCAUAGGAAACAGAUCGCGCCAUCUGGAGGAACCGGGAUGGUCAGUUCAUCAAUCUGCCCUUUCUCUUGUGUGAAAACAGCUGCUUUUGUUGCAUAACUGUUGGAUUUGUAUGUAGUCUUUUGAACUAUGUAAAGUCAUAUAUUAGUUUAGUGUGUACUUAUGCGAUGCUGAUAGAUGUAAAUUUCUGACUCUGAUAGCUAUAAGUAGAAUUCGUGUUAAAGAUGUUCUUUUCCUCGAGUUUUGAUAAUUCUGCUAAAGUUUGCAAUACGAUGAGGAGUUUUGCCUUUCCAGGGAACUAAAACAAAGGGAAAAUGGUGAAGAUAUGCUGCAUUGGGGCUGGAUAUGUGGGAGGCCCUACCAUGGCCGUGAUCGCUUACAAGUGUCCUAAUAUCGAGGUUGCUGUAGUUGACAUUUCUGUCCCUCGUAUCAGUGCAUGGAACAGUGACCAGCUUCCCAUCUACGAGCCAGGGCUUGAUGAUGUGGUGAAGCACUGCCGUGGCAAGAAUCUGUUCUUCAGCACAGAUGUUGAGAAACACGUCUUUGAGGCCGACAUAGUCUUUGUCUCGGUUAAUACUCCCACCAAGACUAGGGGUCUUGGAGCAGGCAAAGCUGCUGACUUGACUUACUGGGAGAGUGCUGCCCGCAUGAUUGCUGAUGUGUCUAAGUCGGACAAGAUCGUGGUCGAGAAGUCCACGGUUCCUGUCAAAACUGCCGAGGCCAUUGAGAAAAUCUUGACUCACAACAGCAAGGGAAUAAACUACCAGAUCCUAUCGAACCCAGAAUUCCUUGCUGAAGGGACUGCAAUUCAAGAUCUUUUUAACCCAGACAGGGUUCUCAUUGGUGGCCGGGAAACCCCAGAAGGAUUCAAGGCUGUUAAAGCAUUGAAGGAUGUUUACGCCCAUUGGGUUCCUGAAGAUCGCAUUCUCACCACCAAUUUGUGGUCUGCUGAGCUUUCAAAGCUGGCUGCUAACGCAUUCUUGGCCCAAAGAAUCUCAUCUGUCAAUGCCAUGUCCGCUCUGUGUGAGGCUACCGGAGCAGAUGUUUCUCAAGUGGCGUAUGCUGUUGGCACGGACUCAAGAAUAGGCCCCAAGUUCCUCAAUGCCAGUGUGGGCUUUGGCGGGUCCUGCUUCCAGAAGGAUAUCCUCAACUUGGUCUACAUUUGCGAAUGCAACGGCCUUCCUGAGGUUGCCGAAUACUGGAAGCAAGUCAUCAAGAUCAACGACUAUCAAAAGAGCCGUUUUGUGAACCGUAUUGUCUCAUCCAUGUUCAACACGGUCGCGAACAAGAAAGUCGCCAUCUUGGGGUUUGCCUUCAAGAAAGACACCGGUGACACGAGAGAGACUCCUGCCAUUGACGUCUGCCAGGGCCUGCUCGGUGACAAGGCCCAGCUGAGCAUCUACGAUCCUCAGGUGACAGAGGACCAGAUUCAACGCGACCUCUCGAUGAAUAAGUUCGACUGGGAUCACCCCCUCCACCUACAGCCGAUGAGCCCCACCACCAAGAAGAAGGUGCACUGCGUGUGGGACGCCUACGAGGCGACCAAGGACGCGCAUGCGGUGUGCAUCCUGACAGAGUGGGAUGAGUUCAAGAAGCUCGAUUUCCAGAGGGUAUAUGACAACAUGCAGAAGCCGGCGUUCGUGUUUGACGGGAGGAACGUGGUGGAUGCGAACAAGCUGAGGGAAAUCGGUUUCAUCGUCUACUCGAUCGGGAAGCCGCUGGAUGCUUGGCUCAAGGACAUGCCCGCUGUUGCAUAAAUGAGUAAUCUGGAUUGGAGGAAGGUGCGGAGGCAGGCUAUGAACUUCUAUAUUCUUGUUUUUUAACUAUACAAUCAUUUUUUUUUCUCUUCCUGUUUUUGGAGGGGGUUUUGUUUGCUUCAUUUAAACAUUGAGGAUCAGUUUCUGAGUUUUUCUGUGAUGAUGCCUUUCUUAGUUUGGAAGAUCUGCAUAUUGGGCCUAAGUUUAUGAUCUGUUUACACUUGUAUUACUUAUUUUUUCCUUCUUCCAUACUUUUAA